AUGACGGUUGAAUUCGUUUUCGUAGGGGCUACAUUAUUAGCCGUAGCAAUCAUUAUAGGAUGGUUUGUCUCAUGGUCUAUUCACAUUGUUUCUAUAUGUUUCGGACUUCAUCAUCUCUACAAGAAACUAGAGCCCAUGAUUCCCGCAGAAGAACUUCCAGGAGUAUCAAUAAUCAAACCUCUUAUUGGGGUGGAUACGAACUUAAAGAGCAACCUGGAAACAUUUUUUACACAAAAAUAUCCCAAUUAUGAGAUACUGUUCAGUGUUCCAGACGACAAUGAUCCUGCUAUUCUUGUAGUUAAAAGCUUGAUAGAAAGCUAUCCCAAGGUAGAUGCCAAGCUCUUUAUUGGUCUAAGAAAUGUUGGUCCAAAUGGAAAAAUCAAUAACAUGAUACGUGCAUAUGAGGCGGCUAAGUAUGAUAACAUCGUUAUCUCAGACACGGGUAUCAAAAUGACCAUCACAACACUGAGUGAAAUGGUCCAUUGUUUGAAACCUGAUGUGGGUCUAGUAAUACAGAUGCCUUAUUGUGCUACAAGAAAAGGUUUUGGUGCAAUUUACCAACAGGUGUACUUUGGGACAAUGCAAGCCAGAAAUUGUCUGAGUGCCAAUGCUGUCGGCGUCAACUGUUCCACCGGCAUGUCUAGUUUGCUGCGCCGCGAUGUCCUGGAGACUGUUGGUGGCCUACAAGCGUUUUCUAAAUAUCUGGCAGAGGACCAUUUUAUAGCAAAAGCAAUCAGAUCCCAGGGUUACAAGGUGGUUCUUGCAACCACCCCAGCCUUGCAGAAUUCUGGAAAUUGUUCAAUAACAGAAUUCCAUAAGAGACUGGUCAGGUGGGCCCAGCUGCGGAUAUCGAUGCUACCUCUACUGAUAUUUUUUGAGCCUUUGGGAGAAUGUUUCCUGUUGGGUGGCAUCACAUCCUGGGCAGCAAAUUUCCUCUUUGAUAUUUCUCCUCUUGCCUUUUUCUUGAGUCAUCUGUUGCUGUGGUUUCUGUGUGACUACAUUCUCUUUAGGAUAGUUGAGAAUGGACCUCUCCCAUUUUCAAAGUUUGAGUUCCUGGUUGCAUGGUUGCUUCGUGAGAUGUUGUCGCCCUAUAUCAUCCUUCUCGGCCAUCUGCAAGACCAUGUGGUGUGGAGAAACAGAAAGUACAAGCUAAAGUGGGGUGGGGAAAUUGAGUUAAAAGUCUUACCAAAUUUAGAAUUGGUGAAUGUGUCCAUGUAG
Messenger RNA from Candidula unifasciata, 1218 nucleotides. NCBI's taxonomy places the organism in Eukaryota, Metazoa, Mollusca, Gastropoda, Stylommatophora, Geomitridae. The record is from the annotation of a GenBank genome assembly.